AUGAGAAAAUUCUCAUUGAAUACUGUCGUCAACAAGGAAUACAAAAUGUUACUAAGAAAUAAGAUCCUUAUCACUUCAAAUGAUCUCCAUAAUAGUAUAUCCAGGGAAAUUAUGUUCAUAAACAGCUACUGCUUGCCAUCUUCUCACGAUUCAAUACCUAACUCCAUUUACAAACAGACAUUUCGGUACUUGGUGUGCCAACUUAUUAAUGACAGAAAAGUAACAAAGAGUGCUAAUGUAUUACCAGAUCUUAAUGUAUCUCCAAAGGAUAUUAAUAGCAUUCCUGAAGAAUGUUGCUAUCAGUUUGUUUGUGGAGGGGACCCCAUUUGGCCAAUUUGUGCAUCAAAUUUACAAGAACUUCAAAAACCAUCAAUUACAAACACCUGUCAGUUGUUAAAAAGCCAUAUCCCGGACAAAGUGACUUUGGCUACUCUAUCAGCACACCUUGAAAAGCAUAUCUCCAUACUUUCGUAA
Molecule: messenger RNA, 474 nt
Organism: Phycomyces blakesleeanus NRRL 1555(-)
Lineage: Eukaryota; Fungi; Mucoromycota; Mucoromycetes; Mucorales; Phycomycetaceae
Exons: 2
Coding region: 1-474 (157 amino acids)
Source: RefSeq, a predicted model, not a curated record